Molecule: messenger RNA, 1013 nt
Organism: Neurospora hispaniola
Lineage: Eukaryota; Fungi; Ascomycota; Sordariomycetes; Sordariales; Sordariaceae
Exons: 1
Coding region: 257-646 (129 amino acids)
Source: RefSeq, a predicted model, not a curated record
CCCAGCACAACGGCCAUGACGUCAGGGCUUCAGCUACCAUUUGUGUCCCUCGUCUUGUCUUCUUGUGCUUCCCGGCCAUAACUCUCAGCUUGCAACGAUUCUGCAAACCGCAUCUCUUGUUUUCUCACCAACCAAUAUUUCCAGUUGAUUUGUCUGAAUCCAGACUCUCUAUCUAGGAAGGAGUGAAAACCAAUCGACCGCCUUCUCCAUCCACCAAGCGAAUUCAGCCGCGGUCAACCGCAUCCGCGCGCCCACCAUGUCCGACAUCAUUGAAAACAUGAAAGAAGCCCUCAACCCCAGAGAGCGCAAACAGGCCACGGUACCAGACUACGACCCUCACACGCGCGGUCCUUACCCCGAUAACCAAGCCUCCACCGUUGUCAACCCAGCGACCGAGAACAAGCAGUUACAUGUCAAUCCUCCAUCAGGCGACAUCCCCGACGCAAAAGCGGCGACAUCAACGCAGAAGUCGCAAAAGAUCGCAUCCGGGGUGGGUUUCAAUGCCCCCGAGGGAACUUAUGGUCCUCAUGGCUCACGCAUUGCUAACUUCUUGGAUCCUCGGGUUGAUUCAGACCGGGAUGGACGACCGAAGCACGGUCUGAGUGAUGUUGGGCCUGUUGCUGCGAGACCAGCAAAGAGAGAUUGAACCUCGAAGCGAUGCGACAAGAGACAACAGUGGGGACAAAAAUAUUGAGUUUGGGCCACGGCUGGGGGAACGAAGAGUACGAAACGAAGCGAUUCUGUCCAUCAAGAGGGAGCAAAAUGUCUGCGUCUCGGAAGAUUGGAGAUUGUGACGAGAGGUGAGGAAUAUCGAACUAUCGGACAUCUGCUGAGAACCAGGGAGGCGGGUCGUUGGCACAGAUAUUGUGAUCAUCUCAAGAGUUCUAGAGACAUCCUCAGCCGUAGACCUCGCAGGCAGUAUGCAUCAUCCAUCGCCUGGCAUCUGUACAGGCAAUGCAGUGCAACCUCAACGUCUGUAACGAGGAGUCUCCAUCACAACCUAUGAUCUAGAA